This is a messenger RNA of Oncorhynchus kisutch (coho salmon), 6352 nucleotides long. RefSeq names its product sprouty-related, EVH1 domain-containing protein 2. The record is from RefSeq and is a predicted model, not a curated record. Lineage: Eukaryota; Metazoa; Chordata; Actinopteri; Salmoniformes; Salmonidae. Gene Ontology annotation, cellular component: membrane. Gene Ontology annotation, biological process: negative regulation of MAPK cascade; multicellular organism development. Gene Ontology annotation, molecular function: protein kinase binding. Bases 392 to 1735 code for a protein of 447 amino acids. The transcript has 6 exons.
CCACUUCCAGUGUCGGCGGCGUUGGCUUCUACCGACAGAAUCCAACAUGGAGUAACCAGAGAUGGGGCUCGUACGGGGCCAUCCUCACCGACAUCAACGCACGAUUUCAAUUACCGUAUUUCAGCAUGGGGCGCGACGGGAUUAAAUCGGUGGAGGUAUUCCAAAGGGAUUUACACUCUCGUGGAUGCACUCGAAUAAUUGUAGUGAAGCGCUGAGAGACGAAGAAGAGAAGCAAGAAAUAACGCAAACAAACAGAAAAAACACUCGGAAAACUAGGCUGCUACUGCUACGGGUGUGUGAUCGAGGUGUUGGACGAGAAGGGCAAGACAAAAUGAAGACACCACACAAUGUACCCUCGGGUGGGAUAUUAUUGUAGGUGAAACGAAAAAAAAUGACCGAGGAAACACACCCAGACGAUGACAGCUACAUUGUGCGUGUCAAAGCGGUGGUCAUGACCCGGGACGACUCGAGUGGCGGUUGGCUGGCCCAGGACGGUGGGUGCCUCAGCCGUGUGGGCGUGUGCAAGGUGCUGUCGGCCGAGCUGCUGGGCCGAAGCAGCUUCCUCAUCCACGGCGAGCGCCUCAAAGACAAACAGGUGAUUCUGGAAUGCUUCCUGAAGAAGGAUCUGGUGUACACCAAGGCCACGCCCACAUUUCACCACUGGAAAGUGGACAACAAGAAGUGUGGCUUGACGUUCCAGAGCCCGGCCGACGCACGUGCCUUCGACCGUGGGGUCAGGAAAGCCAUGGAGGAUCUGACGGAAGGAUCUACCACCUCUUCUUCGACCAUCCAGAACGAGGCAGAGUUGGGUGACGACGAUGUUUUCACUAAUGCCACCGACAGCUCGUCCAACUCCUCCCACUCCCAGAAGAAGGAGCCCCUGCAGCUGCAGACCCUGGCCCCGCCCAGCUUCUGCGAGCCGCGCCGCCAUCACUGCAUCCUGGGCCACUUCUACGACCAGCACCGACCCUCGGACCACUACUUCCUGGAUCAGGUGGGUGGCUGGGGGACGACAGUGGCGAAGUCGGUUCCCAUGUUCCCACGCCACGUCAGCUUCCAGGUGGAGGAGGAGGAGAUCGUGCGCAUCAACCCUCGCGAGCGGACCUGGCUGACUGGGUACGAGGACUACCGGCACGCCACCGCCACGCGCGACAAGCUCACCCAGCACCCCGAGGACGCCUACGUGCACUUCGCCAAGAGCGAGCCGCCUAAGCACGACUACACCUACCCUUACCCCCUGGGCCUUGAUCCCCACCAGCAUGCAAGGGACCCCAAGAUAGGCUGCGUGGACCGACUAGGUGGGGGUGGACUUAUUGGGGGACACAGGGCGGUGGUCACAGCCCAGCCCCGCACUCUCCAGCUCAAGGGCAAGCGGCGGAAGGAGGACGGCGAGCGCUCGCGCUGCGUCUACUGCCGGGACAUGUUCAACCACGAGGAGAACAGGCGCGGGCGGUGCCAGGAGGCGCCGGACCCAAUCCAGACGUGCAUCCACCGGGUCAGCUUCAUGUGGUGCGCGGACAGCCUGCUCUACCACUGCAUGUCAGACCCGGAGGGCGACUACUCGGACCCGUGCUCGUGCGACACCAGCGAUGAGCGCUUCUGCCUACGCUGGCUGGCCCUGGUUGGGCUGUCACUGCUGGCCCCCUGCAUGUGCUGCUAUGCCCCCCUGCGCGCCUGCUACCGCUGCGGGGUGGCCUGCCACUGCUGCGGGGGCAAGCACAAAGCUGUGGGCUGAGUGCCAGGAGGGAGAGUAGAACAGAGACCCAUGGAAGGGACUGGACCGGAAGAGUGUGGCCCCGCUAUUCUUUUGUUUUGUGUUUUUGUUUUCGCUGUUGUGUCUCUCGGCCAAAUUCCAGAUGGCAAAGCAAUUGGCUUGUCCCGAUUCUUUUCGAUUUGGAAAUUUCUCUCGGUGGAAAGAAAGAAAAAACACGUUUUUUUUAUAGGGGUACCCUGCCUACGGCUUCCACGUCCUUGCAUUACAAAGACUAAAACAAUGAAUAUUCAUAUAUAAAUAUUAUAUAAACAGGUACUUUAUAUUUUUACACUCAUGUUUUAAAGGCUUGAAUAUUUUUACCAGUGUUUUGUGUGAGGUCAGUGUGAGCGUUGUUUUCUGAGGGGGGGCUCUCACUUUGUUCCCCUCGCAUGGCUCACCACCAAUCACAGAUCAAGCUGGUUCCCGCCUGUAAAGCAGAGGCACUUAAGUCAAGGGUGUGUCCUUAAUGGUACCGUAUUGCUUAUAAAGUGCACUACAUAGCCCAAUGGGCCCUUGUCUAAUGUAGUGCAAUAUAUAGGUAAGAGAGUGCCAUGUGGGAUGCAGCCCAACUGUGAUCAUGUCUGCCCCUCCCAGCCAAUGAAACAAAAGAAAAGGCAAACGUUUAACCAGUGUUUCCUCAUUCUGCACCUUGACUACUCCUGACCUAGCCUGUUCCCAGAUCAAUUAGACCUACUCCUGACCUAGCCUGUUCCCAGAUCAAUUAGACCUACUCCUGACCUAGCCUGUUCCCAGAUCAAUUAGACCUGGGGCCAGGCUACCCCUGGCUAUACAGAGUUUUUAUAACCAAAUUAAACCUAAUAUCAAUGAAUGUCAGUGGAGACACACUUGGAAAAAACCUGAAAGUACCAUUCUACUGCUUGGUCAAAUUAGACUGACUGUAUUGUGGAUUCGACCCAGAACCAAAUCUAAAAUGGGUCAGGGGAACUUGAGUAUUGGAUGGGGAAACUCUGCUUUAGACACUUAAUCUGUAGGGUUGUGUGUGUCUGUGUGACUUCCUAUGUGCAAAAGUCUGGAAAAUGGAAUGGACAACAAUGUAUCCCUGAUUGCUAUUGUUGUGACUUCAACUAAAAGCCAAAAUGACAAAAUAAGCUGCAGCAUUUAUAUAGAGUAUCUACAUUUUUCUUUGUUUCUUUUUUUAAAGAUAAUAAUCCUCAAUCAACUGUUUAUUACAGUGGAGGAGAACUCAAGCCUUAGGUAACUUUUUAUUCAGUUGAUGUUUGAUGAUAAUCUUUUGAUAUAGUUAUUUAUUUGCCUUGCUAAAUUUAGACACCAGCCUAGGGGGUUAUAAGAGGAAGGGAACAGUCCCAUUUGUAAACUAAACACAGCCAAGAGGGGAAGAGGAUAGAUUUUUGUCACCUUUUGAGAUGGAGGAUGACCUUGUCCACACUACAGUGUCAUUGGUGCUUUCUUAUGCGUGUCUUUUUCCUUUUGUCUUUCAAAAGGAUACUCAACGAGGCUAACUGUCAGGGAAUCGCUAUCUAUAGAGUUUUGCUAAACUUUAGCUCGAGAGAAAGACACACCGCUUUGAUCUGGUUGUUCAUCGGUCUCCACAAGGGUAUAAGAUAGUGGGUUCUCCAACAAAGGGACGUGCUGGCACACCCGAUUCAACUAAUCACCUAAUCGUGUUCUUCAGUCUAUACCACGAUUAGCUGAUACAGGUGCGUUACUGCAGGGCUGGAACGAAAGGCUGCACACCCAGUAGCUCUCCCAAGACCAGAGUUGGAGAAGUGUUGAAUCUAUUCUUCUGUAGUCCAAUAACUCCCUCUCCCUGGUCUUUUACUCAGUAUUACAUUACAGCGUAGCCUAGUGGUUAGAGCAUUGGACUAGUAACCGGAAGGUUGCGAGUUCAAACCCCCGAGCUGACAAGGUACAAAUCUGUCGUUCUGCCCCUGAACAGGCAGUUAACCCACUGUUCCCAGGCCGUCAUUGAAAAUAAGAAUGUGUUCUUAACUGACUUGCCUGGUUAAAUAAAGGUAAAAUAAAAAAAAUAAAAAAAUUACAUUACAGCCAAGGGCAAGGGAGGAGGCUGUCAGCCAAUCGCAUCAGUCAAGAUGGUGUCAAAAUAUAUACACAAAUAAAAUGGACGCUACAGCAUGAAUAUACAUCAACAUAUGUACAGUUGAAGUCGGAAGUUUACAUACACUUAUGUUGGCGUCAUUAAAACUCGUUUUUCAACCACUCCACUAAUUUCUUGUUAACAACUAUAAUUUUGGCAAGUCGGUUAAGGAUCUACUUUGUGCAUGACAAGUAAUUUCCCAACAAUUGUUUACAGACAGAUUAUUUCACUUAUAGUUCACUGUAUCACAAUUCCAGUGGGUCAGAAGUUGAACAGCUUGGAAAAUACCAGAAAAUUAUGUCAUGGCUUUAGAAGCUUCUGAUAGGCUAAUUGAUAUUUGAGUCAAUUGGAGGUGUACCUGUGGAUGUAUUUCAAGGCCUACCUUCAAACUCAGUGCCUCUUUGCUUGACAUCAUGGGAAAAUCAAAAGAAAUCAGCCAAAAUUAUUGUAGACCUCCACAAGUCUGGUUCAUCCUUGGGAGCAAUUUCCAAAUGCCUGAAGGUACAAUAUUCAUCUGUACAAACAAUACGCAAAUAUAAACACCAUGGGACCACACAGCCGUCAUUCCGCUCAGGAAGGAGAUGCGUUCUGUCUCCUAGAGAUGAACGUACUUUGGUGCGAAAAGUGCAAAUCGACCUCAAAACAACAGCAAAGGACCUUGUGAAGAUGCUGGAGGAAACGGGUACAAAAGUAUCUAUAUCCACAGCAGAACUAGUCCUAUAUCGACAUAACCUGAAAGGCCGCUCAGCAAGGAAGAAGCCACUACUCCAAAACCGCCAUAAAAAUGCCAGACUACAGUUUGCAACUGCACAUGGGGACAAGGAUCGUGCUUUUUGGAGAAAUGUCCUCUGGUCUGAUGAAACAAAAAUAGUACUGUUUGGCUAUAAUGACCAUCGUUAUGUUUGGAGGAAAACGGGGGAGGCUUGCAAGCCGAAGAACACCAUCCCAACCGUGAAGCACGGAGGUGGCAGCAUCAUGUUGUGGCGGUGCUUUGCUGCAGGACGGACUGGUGCACUUCACAAAAUAGAUGGCAUCAUGCGGGAUGGAAUAUUGUGGAUAUAUCGAAGCAACAUCUCAAGACAUCAGUCAGGAAGUUAAAGCUUGGUCGUAAAUGGGUCUUCCAUAUGGACAAUGACCCCAAGCAUACUUCCAAAGUUAUGGAAAAAUGGCUUUAGUUUGGGAAAAUGACUUGUGUCAUGCACAAAGUAGAUGUUCUUAACCAGCUUGCCAAAACUAUAGUUUGUUAACAAGAAAUUUGUGGAGUGGUUGAAACACUAAGGUUGGAGUCAUUAAAACUCGUUUAUGUUAACUUCCGACUUCACCUGUAUAUAAGUAUGUAUUGAAACAACAAAAACUAGCCUCGCAUUUAAAACCACCCUGUAAACUCACCUCGUGGGAGGAACAUUGUUUGAUUUUUUUCCCUGUAGGAAGCACAACACUAAUCAGAAAAAACCUUAUGAACAAUAUGCGCAAAUUCCUGUGAAGUACCCGGUCUCGAGUCGUAUCAACGUGGCAGAAAAUACAUCUUAUGCGAUCGAUCGCAAUCAUACAUUAACUAAUCGAGUUCCGAGCCAUGUCUGGAGUUAAAUGGGUGAUGGCAUCAUGGCGUUGCGGGUUCUGUACAAAAGCUGUCGUUGUGUCAGUCUCUCUUUACCCUCUCUCUCUCUCUCUCUCUGCCUUUCUUCCUUCCCUUUUUCUGCUGUGUGUCCCUGUUUGUCAGCUUUGCAAUACUGUUGCCAUUCAUUGUAGAGAAGAUCCCAGUUUUAUUUUUCUAUCUGUGGUAAAAGAAAAGUUAACCAAAAGCAGUUUGUCUGUUUUGGUGCAGUGUCUAAUUCCUGCACACAUUUAACUAUUAAAGGAAAGUGCCUGAAGCAUCCUCUUCAUCUAUCUCAUGUAUACUUAGUAAAAAAAAAAAAAUUAUGUUUAAAGAAACAGUUAAAUCGAUUGUUUUCUGUUUUUUUUUGUUUUUUUUACAAUCUAAGUUUUUACCUCUGUAAAAAAAAAAAAGCUAAAAUAUAUAUAUAUAUAUAUAUAUAUAUAUCUAUCAAGUGUAUGAUGUACAUUUUAAGUUCUAUUUUUGUAUUGUUUCCAAUAUGAUCAUCACGACUCUUUGCUUUUAAAAAGAAAAAUUAACAUCUGUAUAAAUGCCAAUACAUCAUAUGGAAACUAACAGAAGCAUGGCCUGGAUAGUAAGUAUUUUUCCAUGUGUGUGUGUGUGUGUUCAUUUCCACUGUGUUUUACAGAGAUGUGGUUUUGAGAGGUUUAACCAUGUUACAGUGGCAUCUCAUACAGCCUGUACAUUUUAUCCCAUAUACAUUAGUUUGUAGCCCAGCACUUCCCUGUGUUGCAUCUUUCAGGAGCAUUGCUGAGGGGGGCUGCUGAUCGACCUCAUGCUACUCGGCACGGUCCCAUCCUGCUGCAACACGGUAAUCCAUAAUGGGCCAGGGCAUGGCCUGAGGGGGUGUGUGAGCGUUUGUUUGAGUACACGCAUGUUCUCGAUUAAAACACACAUCUCUAUCGUA